Molecule: messenger RNA, 9408 nt
Organism: Ectocarpus sp. CCAP 1310/34
Lineage: Eukaryota; Phaeophyceae; Ectocarpales; Ectocarpaceae
Source: the annotation of a GenBank genome assembly
AUGGCAGGCCUGUCCCUGAUGUCCGGUCCGAAUUGGCCAGUUCGGAGAUAUGAAAUCAUCGUCAAGAAGGGUGGAGCGCCUUUGGGCCUCAAGCUGCACCAGACCAAGAGCACAAGAGGCGUCUAUGCCAACGGUUUCGCGGAAGGACCGUACCCUCCCCCCGGACCACAAGCAUGCAUGCGUGUCGGGGACGUCCUGGUGUCGGUAGACGGGAAGAGCGUGGAGGGUGCAACGCUACCGGUGGCUCUCGCCGCCAUCGAGACCGCGCGGCGAAGGGACCGCCUCCGAGACUUCAUCACUGCUAAGCAGGAUGACCCUCGCAAGGGAAACGUGGUGAUGGUUUUCGAGCGCGUCUCGCCCCGACUCACCUUCAGAGACGUCGCAUUGGACCCCCGCAAGGUGGUCUAUCUGUUGAACUACAUGCUAGAGGUGCGUUGUGCGGGAACCGGAGGGGUCGGCGGCAGCAGCAGCAGCAGCGGUGGCGGCGAUGGCAAGAAGGAGGCCGUGAUCAUCAGCCUGGAUGAGGCCCGGCUCAUGUUCUGGCUGGAGGUGCAGGUGCUGUUUGAGAUGUCGGCGGUGAUGGCUCCGAGCAGAGACGACAUGAGCAAGGUCUACGACAAGUUCUUCCGGCCAGGGUCGGGCUUCUACGUCCACGAGUUGACAGACACGCGGCAGGCCAAGAUCAGAACGCGGAGGUCAUGGGACGGCGAUGUCUCCGGCUUGCCGAGUGUGGGUCGUGUAGCCCGUCCCGAUCCCUCCGCUAAGACAGCCAAGGAAGUCGCGCAGCCACAAGACGCAGCGUCAUCGGGCAGUGGUUCUGAGGGUGUGGCGUCAACUGCCAGCACCGACUCGGCAGUAUCGGUAUCGCCCGGCGUCGGCGGCGGGGAGGGCUUAGGCGCAAGCACCACCGCCUCCGCAGCACCGGGAGAUGGACAAGAAGGCAAGGGUGGAGGAGGAGGAGGAGGAGGAGGGAACAUAAAGGCUGGAGAACCGCCGUCAUCGGCAGACCCUCCUCCCGCCCCAGCAGCAAGAAGCAGCACCGAGGGCGGAGGCAGCGACGUCUUGGCGAAACAUGGCGCGGAAGCAGGGGAGAAUGGCACGAGGGAGGGAAGCGGUGGGAGGAAGGCGGCCGCAGGAGCGGAGGACUGGGUUUCCCUGCCCGUGGAGUUUCUUGCGGCAGACCUGUCCAAGAUUUUCCGGGCUUCUCAGGAGAAGGUGGAGGAAACUCUGACGGCGGGAUGCUUCUACCGGUUUAAGACCAGUCCUUGGAAAGGAAGAAUGGUGGCCCAUCUCAGCAACAGCCCUGAUUUCGUGCAUGUGCCGUUCGAGAGAAUCAUGGCAGAACAGGAACUGAGAGAUGUGAUGAUGCUGCACAUGAUCGUCACUCAGACUCCCGGGUGGCUGCAGGUGUGGAAAGAAAUCGAGCUGACGGUCAAGCCUCGCAUGGCCCUGCUGCAGACCAGGCGAUCCGUGCGACAACGACGGGGCUCCGCUCUAUCUUCCCGUGGCAGUGGGGUGAGCGUCUGGUUGUAUUUUAUGAUCCACGGGGGGGUGAACGAAGAGAGGGAGGCGAUCAUCGAGGCGGGCACGCUGGGGACCCAGCGCUCCUCAAUCAGGGUCGGCACGUCUACUCCGUCCUUCUCCCCGCCAUCUCCGGACAUGCGAGAACUCAAAGCCGCCGCGGCAGUCGCAAUCGUGGCCUCCGCUGUGUACCUGUGGGACUUUUUCCUCUCCGCCGACUCGCACGCUUCCCUCGGUGUAGCUCGUGACACGAACGCAUACGGCACGCUAAAGCAACUGUUGGCGGAGAACGUGCCGGGGGACAAGAUGGGGGGCUGCGGGGCUGGAGACGCCAGCAGCGGUGAUGGGCCCGGCACGCAGAAGGGGAGGGAUGCCGGGGAUGACUACGCGGUGUCGGUGGGCAAGGCCUUGCUGGACAUGCAGCGCCACGUGCUCCGCAAGGCAGCUUGGGGAAAAGCGACUCCAGGGAACAAAGGAAUCAGAUGGGACAAGGUGGUAGAGAGGGUUUGGAAGGAGAUAGGAGACGAGGAGGAGACAUUGGACACGAAAGGGUUCGGGGGGUUCAAGAAGAAAGUCAAGGAGAUGCUAGAAAGUAGGGAGGAGGCAACCCUUCGGAAGAAGGUACGAAGCGAAGACCACUUGGAGAUAUACGGGAAGUUGAAAGAAGGGAUAGGGAUGAAGAGUUACUUGGACGGCCCCAUGGACUACGCAAAAAAACUGAAGUUGCAAUUUCGAGUAGGCGAUCUGGACUUGCCAGAACGGAGGAAGAGGUACAGCAGCCGUAGGAGAGAGGAAGAGGAGGAUAGACAGACAUGUCCAUGUGGCAAAUCGGAGGAGAUUAGACCCCACAUAGUUGGGGAGUGUGAGCUGUACAGGAAGGAAAGAGAGGAUCUCGAGGAGGACAUGAGACAGAGAGGGUGUGACAUGGACAAGUUUGGUAAAUUAGACAACAGCGAAAAAAUUAUCGCGGUAAUUGGGGAUAGAUGGUGGGCACAAGAGGCCGUAGAGGACGGGGGGAUAAGAUGUGCAAGAAAUUUUUAUGUAGUUUGUGGCAGAAACGUAAAGAGCUCCCAAAUGUUGGUGCUCUGCGCGAGCGUCUACCCAGACUUCCAAGCGAGCUCGUCCCACGAGCAUCUAUGCGCCGAGCUCACCACCGGCACCCGUUCCCCAGCUCGGCUCCCACCCGGCCCUCCAGACGAGCUUGACUUCGACCCUCCACCCUCGCAGCAGCAGCAGCGAGACUCGAUCGGAGGCGGGGCUCCUCUGCCGCCCCCGCCACAGGGCCCGACCCCCGCUGUCCGCAGAGGCACGUCUGCGGCCGUGUCGCCGCCUCGACAGGCUCGAGCGCCUCCCCCGCUGCGGCAGAAGAUGCUCCUGCACCAGCAGCAGCAGCAGCAGCAGCAGCGGCAGCAGGGCGGGAGCAGCGAGGUUGGUGCCGGCGAAAAGGCUGGUUCGGCUAGCCCCUUUGCCUUCUUGGGGGGGGGGACACCGCCCAGUGACGGGGAGAGGAAGGUCAUUACGGCGGGCAACAGCCACGCACGUCGGAGCUCCGCCCCAGGGGUAAGCCCGACCGGCGUUGCUAGCAGGGGUGCUGGAGUCGGCGGGAAGAAUGGACCGGGCAGAGUUGACCCGUUCCAAUCGGAAGACGACGCGCCACGGGUGUCCGACCGGGCGGGGAGGGUGCAGGGUGUGUCCGGGCCGCAGUUUGAACCCCUUUGGAGGGCUAGUCGGGGAUGGGUGCUGGAGAAGGUCAUGAGGAGGGUCGAGCUACCUCCGCACGUGUCGAGGCACAGGCCUCCGUUGGACAAGGCCUGUCAGCAGGGGCGAAGGGGGGGCAAGGGUGCGGUCGGGUCGGGAACGUCUUCGAGCGGCACAGCCCCUCCCGACCUGCGCCAGCACCUGUCUCUCCCUCGCACGGCGCGAAGGUUAGGCCGUCGGCCCAACCACUCGUCAGGCUCUCUCGUCCCAGGAGAGCCCACCGAAGAAGCAGAUUCUUCCGCAGGCGUGGGCGGCAGCACGCAAGGAGGCGGCGGCGGCGUAGCCGGCGACUUGGAUGUAGCGUCUCCCCCUGAUGUUCUGGGAAGUCGCUCGGGAUUCGGUGUACAAGAAACCCAGGGGAUAGAGCCAGGACCAACAGGGGAUAGAGCGAGAGAAGACGGUGGUGGGGGGGUUGUCGGGGAAGGAAUCAGGGGCUGCGCAGAAUGGGCAGUUUCCUUCUCGGGGUCCCUGCGGCAAGGAAUCAUGACGGUACAGGUGUGGGGGGGGCACGAGGCCAGGGGGCGGUGUACGGAACACGCGGUGUGCGUCGCCCCCCGCAACCUCGGUCUGGACGUACUGCCGGAAGGCCUGGAGGCGUUUUAUUGCCCCGGUCUGCCGGCCAGCGGAGAGGCCCCUCGUGCGUGCCCCCCUCCAAGCGGUGGGAAAUCAUCAUCGGGGGUGGGGAAAGGUGGCCGUGGAAGCGGAAGCAGUCGGGGGGGCUGCUUUGGACCGGGCGUGCCGCCUCCUCCGCCUCGACUGUUCACGUUCGCCGCCCCCGGGCGUAGCGGCACCGGCACCUUCUACGGCGCAUGCCUCUCGGUGUUCCGACCCGUGUCGCAGUGGGUAGGAGGCGAGCCUGCUGCCGAUGUUGCUGCACGCGGAACCAACCGCGGCAGCUCGAAUUCACCUCCCCCGUGUCCGAUAGCAACAGCGGCAACGGUGACAGCAACAACCGCGACUGCGCCAGAUACGCAAGCACCUCUCGUGGAGGAAGAAAGCAAGACUCGGAUCGAAGGCAUCGUGGGUGCCUCAUCUAGCCGUACGGAGACGGCCUCGCACGUAGACGCUGGGGCUGCUACUGCUGCUUCUGUUGGAGAAGCGCGUGCUCCUGCUCGGUUGUCAGGCGUAGGAGAUGUUUCAGGAGUGGUGGACGGGGAGGUGCAGACUGUGGACGAUGGAGCGCAGGGCAACAUGGGGGACAACAAGGCGCCAUCUGAGGAAGGGGCGAUAGAAAAAGAGGACUUGGGGAAGCUGAGUGCUGAUGGUGGCGUCAGCUCGACAGCGGUGAGGGAGACCGACUCCGGUGUUGUCGAAGAUGCGGUGCUCGACGACGCGACCGAGGCAAGAGAGGCCGCCGUCGUUGGUGCUGCCGCUACGGCGCAGCAGAAGAAAGAGGCUGCGAACACGACCACCCUGGACAAGACCCCGUCCAUGCUCGAGAUGCUAAAGCUGAAGAAGGGCAUGGGGAUCUUCGGAAGGUCGUCAUCGGUGGGCCAGAAUAAGGUGUCCCCAAGCCCUACUUCAACAGCGCCGAUGUCUAGCCUACCGCCCUCCGUUACCAAAACGGAAGUGGCGCCAGAGUCAGACACGGAGGAGUUGCGAGUAGAGGUCGACGGACAAGGGGCGGACGAAGCAACCGGUGGGCUUGAGGGCAGUGGCGGUACGGGCGCGGUAGCCAAGACAAAGACCACGGCAGCGGCGGCGGCUUCACCAUCCAUGAUGGACCUUUCGUCGAGGUUUAGGCUAGGCAUGGGCAUGUUCGGAAGCGGCAAGGCUUCACCGCGGGUGGUUACGGGGUCGGGGUUCAGCCGGAAGUUGGGCACACAAGCCGCCGCCGCCACCGCCGCCGCUGCUGCUGCCACUACUUCCCCGGCUGCGGGUAGCGCACCUGUGGAAGCGUCGCCAACGCCGUCCUCGUCUUCUGGCGGUGUGGGGAAGUUUUCGAGCUACGCCCGUCGCGCUGGGAAUUUCUUAGGCUCCGAUUCCAGAGGAGUCGGUCGUUCCCCGCGGCCCACCCAGCCGCCGCCGUCCCCCGACGUGCUGCCCAACGGUCCGCCACCGCCGUCACCUCUAGUCCCGGUCUACCUCUCUUCCCCACCGCCAGAAGCCGAAACUGAUGACGCGGUGCUCCGACACGGCGAUGCUACUGCUACGGCUGUGGCGGUGGCGGCGGGGGCCGUUGACGUCGCUACGGACGGUAAUUCUCGACAGCUCUCAGACUCAGCCGCAAGCGAAGGGGGGGGAAGGAACAAGCACAAGCGUUCGCUCUCGGACGUGCCGUCAGCCGACGCGGCUUCGGCAGCGGCGGCGGCGGUCGUGGACGCCAACGAACUGGCUUCGGCUGCUUCGUCGGGAGUGGGCGAUGCCUCCAAAGGAAGGUCAAUGUGCGCCGAGUCCAGCGGUGUCGGCAGCAGCAGCAGCAGCAGCAGCAGCAGUGGCUCAGGGUCGGGGACCCGGAGACAAGGCGAGUCGGCCGACGGCAGCGGAGGCCGUCAGAAGCACACGUUUUUCGUGGCCAGCGGAGUGUGCCUCCUUUCCACUCGCCCCGAGAUAGGGGCAAUGCGGCGGGCGCUGGCGGCGUACUGGGCGGCCCACGGGGACGAUAUAUUAGCCAGAGGGUCCGCGACAGAGGGCGGUGCUGCUGCCGCCCACGCGGGGGGAGAAAGACGGGCUUUGGCUGCUCGCGAAUCGGGCGGCGGCGGCAGCGCCGACCACGGUCGCAGUGGCAGUGAUGGCGAGGUGACAGAGGCACCUUCCGAAGGUUCCGGUGAGGCCGAAGACGAACAAGAGCAAGAAGAGAACAAGGACGUGGGGGCAUGGACGGAGAUGGACCCCAGCACGCUCCGAGCCGUGUUGGUGCCGUUUGUGACACGAGAACGGCGGGAGGAGAAAGACAGAGAGAGCCAAGCCCAUCACAACGACAAGGAACGCCGGCGGUCGGCGGGCGCUGCGCAGGAGCGGACGAGUGCGGCGGAUGUCUUGACGAAGUCCUUUUCCGCUGGAAGCCUCAGGCAUUCCGGCCAAUCCGGUGGGGCGACAAACGGGCAAGGGGACCGAGCAGAAGCAGGGGAGACGGCUGAGUGUGGAGUGGAUAUGUCGGCGGUGGCGCACAAAGAUGGGUCGGGUUUCGGACUGGACUUCGACCCUUCCGCGGUUUUCCGGUGCCUGAGCCCGCGGAAUCUCUGCCUGGUGAUGUUGGCCCUGUUGUGCGAGAGAAAGGUGGUGUUGGUGUCCUCGCGGCUGUCCCUCCUCACCCAGGCGGGAGAGGUGUUCCGGUCGCUGUUGCAGCCAUUGUCCUGGAGCCACGUGUACGUCCCUCUUCUGCCUCGAAAGAUGGCGGCGGAUCUUCUGCAGUGCCCCACGCCUUUCAUUCUUGGCCUGGAGUCGGUGACGGCCAGAGAGCUGGACCUGCCUAGAGACGCGAUACAGGUUCAUCUCGAUACAGACUACCUCUGCGUGCCAAAGGACUUCUUAGGGCUGGCGCCGAUGUCGGUCGUUUGCUCGCGCAUCAGCUCCGUCUUAAACCCCGGGGUGGACGACCUGGACUGCCCUUCGAAUGGAGGUGCUGGUGCUGAUGCUGGCGGUGUCUGGGCUGCGGGAACGGCCCGCACAAUCCGGUUUCUGUUUCGAGAAUUCAUCUCGGAGCUCCUGCAGGGAGCCACGGAAAGCACAUUUCGGGUCGGCCAAGGCCCCACCGCCACGAUACUGCUCGAUGAGCACCUCUACAAGCGGGCUAAGGCUUCCGCUGCCAAGACUGCGGAGCGCUUUUACGACGAGCAGAGGCGUUCAUCGGGCGGGCGGGUGGGGGGGCAUGGCCUACACGAAAAUCAGUACCCGGGUCCGCUGUACAAUCGGCACUGCGGGUUGCUGUUGGACCAGUUCGUGAAAACACAGAUGCUUUCUCACUUUCUGUCUGAAGGGGGCUCGGAGUGAUGUGAUGUUUGGUUCGGCUGUCUCCGUUAUUGUUUCCGUUAUUUUGUUGUUGUUGCUUAUGCCGCUUCAUGAUUGUUAUCAUUGUCUUUUGUCGUUGUUGCUGAUGCCGAUGCGAUGUCGUGUCCGAAAGAGGUCACGCUUGUUGGUAGUUGCGGCGCUGGGAAGCGAGCGCUCGAAGAUGUAGUCUUGUUGACCAGCGUGAGGAGAGGAUUGAACUGUGUUAUGGGGGAGUUCGGUGGCAUUGAUUGUUUUGUUUUUUCUCGUAUGACGUUUCUCGAUGCUGUUGUAUUUGGAGUUGAGGUGUCUGUCACUUUUGUGGUUUCACGUAGUUCCAUUUUGUUGUUGUUUACGGCACACAGUUUUGGCAUUUGUUGUGGGAGUUGCUGUGUUGAUUUCAUCGAUUCAAGACCGAUACACCAAUGCAUGAUGACGUUUGGUUUCGUGCAUCCUGCUAGAUGGUUGCUGUUCACUCCUUCUAUCACUGUCGAACACACGCACAAGCACGAGGUAUUGGAGUGGUGGGGGCCCUGGCAUUGUGGUGAAAUGCGAUUGAUCCUUUUCGUGAGUUUUUUCGUCGGGGACUGCUGUUGUGUAGUUCCACCCUAUCCCCGGUGGUGAAGUGUGCUUCGUUUUUGUCGGCUGGAGAGGUUGGCAUCUUGUGCCCGAAGAGAGGGUGUUUCACAUCAGUGACGAUUCUUGAUCGUUUCCCCAACAGUCACUUUCCUGAUUCGACGCUUUCGCCGUAGUAGAGUAAUCCAUGUCACCGCGCCCGCUUGCCCUGUGGCAACAAAAGCGGCUGGCUGGUGGGAGGGUAAGGUCAAGGCUUGGACAUUGUUGUUGACCGGAGUGCCGUAUCUCGCCACAGAAGCCAAGUAGACAGUGAAGGGUGCCUUGUGCACCCAUCGUCCUUCAGAAUGAAAUUAUAUUGUCGUUUUCGUUUCAUUUGUGUAUGCUGGAAUAUGUCGUUUGUGUAAGAACAGUGAGCGUGGCGAAUCACUUGCCAUGAAACGCAAAGUUGGAAUGAAGUAAAUCUAUUCUACUUUCCGUGCGCCUCGUUUGUCGUUGGGUUGCGUUGAUGGUAAAUAUGUGCGAACGGGGGGGGGUGACCUCGAAGGUCCCGGUAGCUAGCAACGGCGUUACUAUCUGCAGUGGCAAGAGCAGCGCCCAUUCGAAUCGAACACCAUGCCGGUCUUUUCCUUGUUUGGAUGAAUUCUGAACUUCACACGGUAAAUAGCCGACGCAAUUCUUCGUCGUAAAAACACCGGAUUUGUGUUGUUGGCUGAAGGGCUAUCAACCUCCACUGCUCUAUGUAGCUCUAGGGAGACGGAUUAUCCGGUCCUCAUCCUUACGGGACGGACCAAGCACUUUGGUGACAUGGGACGACUAAAUAUUUACGUCAGGGAUACCCUUUUCGUAGAGACAACACGGCAGAGAGCAUGCUGAACAUUUUGGCGUGUUAGUAGACAGACCAACCAGCGGUCCAUGGCCAAAGUUCUGCAAGCUCACCGGCGGGAGGUGGACGAAACGUUCCCUCAGCCUGAUUAUUUCGAAGUUGAUUCGGAGUGUUGGGUGUUUGUUUAAGUGCUUGCUGCUGUAGACCUUCCAUACUGUCCAUACUUGCUGCAUCGGGUUCAGCUCGUGAUCCCAGAACCUUGUUUGCUAGCCGUUGUUGUUGCUGUUGUUGCUGUUGUUGUCUCCACAAAUGUAGACGCUCCGGUAUCCGCUCCUCCCAGUAUUUAGCUUCUAGUCUACUGUCCAUACUGAUCCAACUGACGCGGACUGGAGUGUGGAAUUACGAAGGGGAGGGAGAGAUUCUGGAGAGAGCAGUCCACUCAAACCGUACUAUUCUAGUCGAAAAAUGAAAGUUUGUUGUCGAAGACCGAAUAAACUGUUCCAGGUAGUUUGUUUAUUGUGCACGGAAGAAUUCGGAACAUCUCCCAGAUCUAUGCGCAGGUGUACCGAUUCAGAAUUUACCCUCAACUGGGAACCUCUUGUGGCCAGGAUGGGUAAUUCGAUGGAAGUGUCACAAGGUUCUUUGUAGGAUCGACUCCCAAGAGGUGUUCUCAGGACUGACACACAUUGUGUCCUUGGGGAAAAUAUCCAAGUCAGGAGAAAAAGUGUGCACCCAAGGAGAUUCGCACCAGUAUCCAGCUGACGCCAUCUGCGAAGGUGUACCGAUUCAGGUAAAACUCAAUC